Candidula unifasciata is the source of this 2071-nucleotide messenger RNA. NCBI's taxonomy places the organism in Eukaryota, Metazoa, Mollusca, Gastropoda, Stylommatophora, Geomitridae. The record is from the annotation of a GenBank genome assembly.
ACACAUGCUAAGAGUGAAGAUACGAGACGAGCCACAGAUAGAAUUCAACGAAAAUGGUACACUGAAAAGGACAGAGGUUACCAUUAUUAACCUGCAGUGGUUAGAUGGACAGAAGGAUAAAACCGAGUGGAAAGAGCGAGCCUUUCUAAGAGUUGCUACCUUGAAUGAACUUCCAUAUGUCAUCUAUAAUGAACCCAAAGAGGAUGGUGUUUGCGAAGAGAAUGCAUUGCCUUGUAACACGUAUGAAAGAGACAAGAACAAAGAAAUAAAGAGUAAUGUGACGAGACUCCAGUGCUGUGUGGGCUUUAGUAUGGACCUUCUGAAAAUCCUCAGUAACCAGCUGAACUUUGACUUCAAAAUAACCGAAGUAGAAGAUGGCAAGUGGGGCAGUAUCAAUAAGGUAACAAAACAAUGGAAUGGGCUAGUCAAGGUUCUACUGGACAACAAAGCAGACAUCGUUAUGACUGCUCUGAAAAUCAACCCGGAGAGGGCAGAAGCAAUUCGUUUUUCGAUGCCAUAUUUGGAAACUGGGAUUAAGAUUAUUGUAGCAAUCAGAGAUGGUGCCAUUUCUCCAAUUGCCUUUUUAGAGCCUUUCGAUUUUUUCUCCUGGAUACUGAUCAUGUUGCUGUCUGUCCACGUGACCGCCACUGUAAUCUUCAUCUUUGAGUGGGCAGUGCCCAAGAACCCCCACGUGACACAAGAACCUUACGACUUCGCCUCUUGGUCGCUAAUCCUAAUCUUCAGUGUUCACGCCACGGGAUCAUCAAUUCUAAUCUUCGAGUGGUUGAGUCCGUACGGACUCAAUAGUAGACGACCACCAAUGCGAGAGCAUCGUUUUUCUCUGUUCCGAUCUUUCUGGUUAAUCUGGGCAAUGCUCUUUAGGAUCGCUAGUCGGUUUCUGGCCAAUAUUUGGGCUCUGUUCGCCCUGGUUUUCCUGGCCUCCUACACGGCCAACCUGGCAGCUUUCAUGAUCACCAAGGAGGUGUACUAUGACCUUUCUGGAAUCAAAGACCCCCGGCUGCAGAAUCCAUACACUGAAAAGCCUCCUUUCAAGUACGCCACAAUCCCCAACGGCAGCACGGAAGCAAACAUUCGAGCCAACCAUAAAGAGAUGUACAACUACAUGAAGCCGUACAACCUGCCGGACGUUGAUGCUGGCAUUGCAGCACUCAAACAAGGAAUCAUCCAGGCUUUCAUAUAUGACUCAUCAGUGUUGGAAUACUACGCCUCGAGGGACCCCCAGUGCCGCCUGGUCACAGUAGGCAACCGGUAUGCAAUGACGGGUUACGGGGUGGGGUUCCAGCCCGACUUUAAUAACCCGUGGAUUGACAAGUUUAACAAAGUCAUUCUCAAGCUGCAGAAAAGUGGUGAAUUAGACCGGCUUCAGAAGUUCUGGCUGGCUGGAGCCUGUAACAUGAACAAAGACCCCGGCAUCUCUAACCGGACGUUGGGGAUCAUCAACUUCACUUCUGCCUUCAUCCUGCUGGGUACCGGGGUCUUGCUGAGCAUUCUGAUUCUGUUCUGUGAACACAUGUACUUCAAGUUUGGGCGGAAAUAUCUCAAGAAAUGGGACAAGUGUGGUUGUUGUGCCAUGGUCUCUUUGAGUGUGGGGAAAUCUCUGGAGUUCCAGGAUUGCGUCAACGAAGCACUGCACGAGCAAUCCAAGAAUAAGUGCAAGAAUCCACGCUGUGAGACUCAGAUAUGGAAGCUACGGCAUCAGCUAGACAUGGCCCUCCUGAAGAUUGACAACCUGGAGAAUCAAAUUAGCUUCGACAUGGUCGUUCUUGGGGGUGGUAACUUUGGCGGGGACACGUACGUGGGGUUUGAUGACCUCAGUAGUAACGAUGAUAGUGCUCGGAGCAGCAGUGUUUUGAUGGGACAAGAUGGCGCACUUUGUUCAUCGCCAGCCCAUCUUUUGAGACGGACACCCAGUUACACCUCAGCAAUUGGUGGUAGCAUGAAUGUUCAUUUGACAGACGAUGCCUCUUCUCCGCUACAUACUGGACGGACCAGGCAGUUUGAUGGCAAGAAGUACAUGGGUGUCGACAACCAUAGCCCUCCUACGUUAUAA